Molecule: messenger RNA, 2392 nt
Organism: Triticum dicoccoides
Lineage: Eukaryota; Viridiplantae; Streptophyta; Magnoliopsida; Poales; Poaceae
Product: wall-associated receptor kinase 4-like
Exons: 3
Coding region: 32-2101 (689 amino acids)
Biological process (GO): protein phosphorylation; cell surface receptor signaling pathway
Cellular component (GO): plasma membrane
Molecular function (GO): protein serine/threonine kinase activity; ATP binding; calcium ion binding
Source: RefSeq, a predicted model, not a curated record
GUGAGAGCGCCACGAUCGACCGGGAGUAGCGAUGUUGAGGACAUUUCAGUUGCUGCUAGUUCUUGCACUAGUAGGAAUAGUUAGAGUGAGUGGUUCCCGCGCUCAUAAGAACGUCACCCACGGCCCGCACAGCUGCAGCGGCGUGGAUGUCCCCUACCCGUUCGGCAUCGUGGAGGAUGGCGGCGGUGGCGACUACCGCGCUGGGUUCCAUGUCAUGUGUGACGCCGGUGAGCCGGUACUGCACACCACCGGCGGCGACGGAAAGCCCGUUAAGAUCGGCAACUUCUCCAUCCAGGCGGCUGAGGCCCGCGUGUGGCUGCCUGUAGUGUGGCAGUGCUACGACUCCUCCGGCAAGCCGAGUAGGUCAGACUACAGGAACCUAGAGUUCAACAAAGGGGGCGUGUACCGCAUCUCCAACGCCAAGAACAACCUCUUUGUCCUGGGCUGCAAAACCACGGGCUACCUCGCGAGCCAGCCGGACCAGGGCUCCGGCGAAAGCACGUCUUACGCCCAGUUCACCGGCUGCCUCUGCUACUGCAACAACUCCCAGAGCGCGGUGAACGGUGCCUGCUCCGGGGUAGGCUGCUGCCACGUAGACAUUCCGCCGGACCUCACCGACAACUGGGUGGCCUUCAUGAGCUACGACCACACCGACAAGGUCAACUUCAGCCCCUGCGAUUAUGCGUUUGUGGCGGAGAAAAAACAUUACACCUUCAACACCACCGACCUCAAGAGGGCACUGCGCCAGAACACCUGGGGCUGGGAGAUGCCGGUGGUCCUCGACUGGGCCAUCCGCGACAGCCCCACCUGCAAGGAGGCAAGGAAGGAGGGGUACGCCUGCAUAAGCUCCAACAGUCUCUGCCUCAACUCUACCAAUGGUCCUGGAUACAUCUGCAACUGCCGCCGAGGCUACGAGGGCAACCCCUAUAUUGCUGAUGGUUGUACCGAUAUAAAUGAGUGUGAGCAUCUUGACCACUACUCUUGCAAGGGAGUGUGCACGAACAGACAAGGUUCUUACGAAUGUACAUGCCCCAAACAUACACACAGUGCUGAUCCGUACAAAGAAGUAUGCAGCCCGAAUUUUCCAACCAACGCAAAGAUCAUUGUAGGUGCAAUAGGGGGCCUGUUAGUUAUGGUAAUUAUGGUCUUCUUCUGGCUUCUUAUUGAAGAGAAAAGAAAGAUGAAAGAACAUUUUGAAAAGAAUGGCGGACCUACAUUGGAAAAGCUUAAUAAUAUAAAGCUAUUCAAAAAGGAAGAUAUCAGGAAAAUUCAGAAAAGUAGCAACAUUAUUGGAAGUGGUGGUUUUGGUAAGGUUUACAAGGGGUGCAUUGGGGAUAAUAACGAGUUAGUUGCAGUGAAGGAGCCCAUCAAUGUUAACUCAGCAAACAAGGGUCAAUUUGCAAAUGAGAUCAUCAUUCGGUCUCGAGUCAUUCACAGGAACAUUGUGAAGCUCGUAGGCUGUUGCUUACAAGUUGAAGUCCCAAUCUUGGUCUAUGAGUUUGUACCUAAUGGUAGCCUUCAUGACAUUCUCCAUAAUGGUAGCAGGAUGCAUCUCGAUAUGUGUAAACGUCUAAAAAUUGCUGCUGAAUCGGCGGAAGGUCUAGCUUAUAUGCAUUCAAAAACCACUACCACAAUCCUCCAUGGUGAUGUUAAACCAGCUAAUAUACUUCUGAAUGACGAGUUCACACCAAAGAUCUCAGACUUUGGUAUAUCAAGGUUAAUUGUUACAGAUAUGCAACACACUGGAAAUGUUAUUGGUGACAUGAGUUAUAUGGAUCCAGUUCUUCUACAAACAGGAUUACUAACCAAGAAGAGUGAUGUCUAUAGUUUUGGAGUUGUGCUCUUGGAGCUCAUUACAAGGAAGAAGGCAUCACAUUCUGACAAUAAUAGCUUAUUGAGGAACUUUCUUGAUGCUUACACGAAGGACAAGUCUGUGAUUGAGCUCGUGGACAAGGAACUUGCAGAGGUAGAUCGAGAGAUUCUUGAUAAUCUAGGAGAGAUGAUUAUGCAAUGUCUAAAUCUUGAUGUCAAUGAGAGACCGGAGAUGACAGAUGUUGCAGAGCGUCUUCGUGACAUGGUUAAGAGGUUUAAUGCCCAAUAGAAUGAUCAACUGGAUGAUCAUGUGGUUUCGCAGUAAGUUGAUGAAUUUUACAGAAUGACGGAAGUAUUAUGCAUUUAUUUGCUUGUGCGCUUAUUUUGCGUAGAUAAAAAUACUGUGAAAGAAGUAUGGUACAUAUAUAUUUCCACACAUAUGGUAGAUUUCCUUAGAGAUCAUAUAUAUUUCCACACAUGGGACAUGUGGAAUUGUUUGCCCGAAUAAAUUGUUUUUUGUAUUUUGUAUGUUUUUCUUGUAAUUUGUGGUUGUUUAACAUGAAUGUAUAUAUUGUGUUAA